AUGAUCUCUGGUCGGAAGCCCUUCGGGGGCGACAGGAAGAACCCUGCCGCGGUGCUCUUCGCCAUUGCCGCGGCCAACGGGACACCCCCACGUCUCCCGGACAACUGUGAGGCCUCGGCAUCGCUCCGUGCCUUCUUAGACCUUUGCUUUGUUCGUGACGCGCAACUGCGGCCCAGGGCGCAGGAAUUGCUGUCCCACGAGUGGUUUUUGGAGGCGCCCGGGGACAGUGACACGCGUGGAGGCACCGGUGGCGCCCGCGUGUUGGGCGUUGUGCCGCCGUCGCCGCGGUCAACUUUGGGGCUGUUGCGUCCCUUACCCAACAUGCUGGACACCGCGGAUAUUAUGGAUAGAGAGCUGCAGGCGCCGCUAAAGAUACGGACCCUGGUGUCACAGAGGCGUGAGGCGACGAGGCAAAUGCACGGCGAAGGCAGCUCAGUGGUAGUGCUGGGACCACGCGCGCCUGGUGCCUCCUGCGUCGCGCGCGACAAUGAGGUGCAAGGCGGUUUCUUUAGCUCGGACGGCCACUACGUGGAUUUGGCGCAGGCGCCGCCGCCACUCUCGCCGUACACGCGAGAUAAGAGGAGUUGA
Trypanosoma conorhini is the source of this 588-nucleotide messenger RNA. RefSeq names its product putative protein kinase. Gene Ontology annotation, molecular function: protein kinase activity; ATP binding. The record is from RefSeq and is a predicted model, not a curated record. The transcript has a single exon. Lineage: Eukaryota; Euglenozoa; Kinetoplastea; Trypanosomatida; Trypanosomatidae. Bases 1 to 588 code for a protein of 195 amino acids. Gene Ontology annotation, biological process: protein phosphorylation.